AUGCUGCUGUUGCGGGAGAGGAACGGUGUUCAAUGGGUCGAUGGGUUUCCGGAGCCUCCGAUCCCCGCGGAGCCCGUACCAGAGGAGGAGGAGGCUGCCGAUGAGGUGGAUCCCGAGGAGGUGGAUGCUGCUGCUGAUGCUGCUGAUAAUCCCCCACAGACUGACUUCCAUUUCGGGGGUAGCAGCUCCGCUUUCCAGGGCCAGGAUUACUUCGCCCAGCAGUUCGAGCAGCUGAGGAUCCAGAACCAGCUGCUCCUCGAUCAGCAGAUGCAGUUCCAUCAGCAGUAUGCGGCCGACCAGGCCGAGUACCGGACCAGGAUGGAUGCUUAUGACGAGCGGCUGAACACGAUCUCGACUCAGCAGGGCGUGACUCUUGCCCACAUCGAGCGGGAGAAGCGCCGUUCCCGGCGCAUGCAGGAGGUUCAGCAGCACCUGCUCCAGCUGCUCCCGGGCAAGCCACCUGUCUGGAGGACUCCCUGGGAUGACUCCCCUCCACAUGACGGUGCUACUGGCGCUGCGGAUGAUGACGCGUUCAUGAACGACAUCGACCUCGACGAUCUUGGCGACGAGUAG
Molecule: messenger RNA, 573 nt
Organism: Linum trigynum
Lineage: Eukaryota; Viridiplantae; Streptophyta; Magnoliopsida; Malpighiales; Linaceae
Source: the annotation of a GenBank genome assembly